CCUGCCCCGCCCCCAGGCGUGCGGCACCCCAACAUCAUCUGUGACUGCUGCAAGAAGCACGGGCUGCGGGGCAUGCGCUGGAAGUGCCGCGUCUGCGCCGACUACGACCUGUGCACGCAGUGCUACCUCAACAACAAGCACGACCUGGCGCACGCCUUCGAGCGCUACGAGACGGCCCAGGUCACACUCUCUUGCAGGGUCACACUGAGUCCCCGCCAGGGCCUCCCAAGGAUCCCUCUGAGGGGCAUCUUCCAGGGGGCCAAGGUGGUGCGGGGCCCCGACUGGGAGUGGGGCUCACAGGACGGAGGGGACGGGAAGCCAGGCCGAGUGGUGGACAUCCGUGGCUGGGACGUGGAGACGGGCCGGAGCGUGGCCAGCGUCACGUGGGCCGAUGGCACCACCAACGUGUACCGUGUGGGGCACAAGGGCAAGGUGGACCUCAAGUGUGUGGGCGAGGCGGCCGGCGGCUUCUACUACAAGGACCACCUCCCGAGGCUGGGCAAGCCCGCAGAGCUGCAGCGCCGGGUGAGUGCUGACGGCCAGCCCUUCCAGCCCGGGGACAAGGUCGCGUGUCUGCUGGACACAGACGUCCUGAGGGAGAUGCAGGAAGGCCAUGGCGGGUGGAACCCCAGGAUGGCGGAGUUCCUUGGACAGACGGGCACCGUGCACCGCAUCACGGACCGCGGGGACGUGCGCGUGCAGUUCAGCCACGAGACCCGCUGGACCUUCCACCCGGGGGCUCUCACCAAGCACAACUCCUUCUGGGUGGGCGACGUGGUGCGGGUCAUGGACGACCUGGACACGGUGAAGCGGCUGCAGGCUGGGCACGGCGAGUGGACAGAUGACAUGGCGCCUGCCCUGGGCCAAGUCGGGAAGGUGGUGAAGGUUUUCGGAGACGGGAACCUGCGUGUGGCGGUCGGCGGUCAGCUGUGGACCUUCAGCCCCUCUUGCCUGCUGGCCUAUCGGCCUGAAGAGGACGCCAACCUGGACGUGGCUGAGCGCGCCCGGGAGAACAAAAGCUCCCUGAGCGUCGUCCUGGACAAGCUUCGAGCCCAGAAGAGCGACCUGGAGCACCCCGGGCGGCUGGUGGUGGAGGCGGCCCUGGGCAGCGUGGCCCGGGCUCUGGACCUGCUGCGGAGACACCCCGAGCAGGUGGACAGCAAGAACCAGGGCAGGACGGCCCUGCAGGUGGCUGCCUACCUGGGCCAGGUGGAGCUGCUGCGUCUGCUGCUGCAGGCCCGGGCGGGCGUGGACCUGUCCGAUGACGAGGGCAACACGGCUCUGCACUACGCAGCCCUGGGGAACCAGCCCGAGGCGGCCCGCUUGCUCCUGGCUGCGGGGUGCCAGGCCAAUGCUCUGAACGGCACCCGGAGCACAGCACUGCACGUGGCCGUGCAGAGGGGCUUCCUGGAGGUGGUGAGGGCCCUGUGUGAGCUGGGCUGUGACGUCAACCUGCCAGACGCCCAGGCCAACACGCCCCUGCACUACGCCAUCUCCGCGGGCGCCGGCGCCAGUGGCAUCGUGGAGGUCCUCACGGAGGUGCCGGGCAUCGAUGUCACCGCCACCAACAGCCAGGGCUUCACCUUGCUGCACCACGCGUCCCUUAAGGGCCACACGCUGGCGGUCAGGAGGAUCCUGGCCUGGGCGCGGCAGCUGGUGGACGCCAGGAAGGAGGACGGCUUCACAGCCGUGCACCUGGCCGCCCUCAACAACCACCGGGAGGUGGCCCAGAUCCUCAUCCAAGAGGUGAGGACAGAGCCCCCGCUGCCCGGGGUGGGACUGGUGCUCCCCUGA
Myotis brandtii (Brandt's bat) is the source of this 1794-nucleotide messenger RNA. RefSeq names its product mindbomb E3 ubiquitin protein ligase 2 (gene MIB2). The transcript has 13 exons. NCBI's taxonomy places the organism in Eukaryota, Metazoa, Chordata, Mammalia, Chiroptera, Vespertilionidae. Gene Ontology annotation, cellular component: cytoplasm. The record is from RefSeq and is a predicted model, not a curated record. Gene Ontology annotation, molecular function: zinc ion binding; protein binding; ubiquitin-protein transferase activity. The coding region runs from base 73 to 1794 and encodes 573 amino acids. Gene Ontology annotation, biological process: protein ubiquitination.